Messenger RNA from Adineta ricciae, 1614 nucleotides. Lineage: Eukaryota; Metazoa; Rotifera; Eurotatoria; Adinetida; Adinetidae. The record is from the annotation of a GenBank genome assembly.
AUGAAUGUGAAAGAAACGACUCUCGAUCCAAGUUCAAUUCAACGUUUAAUUCAUUUCGUUCAUAAUCUCGAACAGAAACUUCUCACUGUUAGAUCAACACAUGAACAACUACAACAAUUAAUGUCAAUUGCAACGAAAACACAUGAAAAUANAUCCACUCGAAAUGGUAAAGGUAGAUGUUUGAAUUUUACAUUUUGCUUGUUUUCUUUGUACGAAACAAAAAUGGAUGUGAAAGAAACGACUCUCGAUCCGAGUUCAAUUCAACGUUUAAUUCAUUUCGUUCAUAAUCUCGAACAGAAACUUCUCACUGUUAGAUCAACACAUGAACAACUACAACAAUUAAUGUCAAUUGCAACGAAAACACAUGAAAAUAUUCUCGAAGAACUAACAACAAUCAAACGAGUCCUGAACAAAGAUCAAACUGUUCUCGAGGAAGAAACACAAUUGAAUAACAAUGAAGAAGAGGAGGAAGAAGAAGAAGAAGAAGAAGUUUUAGUAGAAGAACAAUCUCCUCCGUCAAUCAAAUCAUUCGAAUCGAAAUCAUUAACAAAUUUAAGUACAACAUCAACUCCUGAUCCACCAUCACUUUAUUCAUCAUCGACAAUGUCAGUUACGACAACUGAUCCUCGUCCGAAUUCUUCUUUACAAAAACGUUCAUCGAAUCUCAAACGAUCCGAUUCGAGAAUCAAAUCCGGCAAAUCUGUUAGUUUUUGUUUCGAUGAAAACAAAGAAUCGACCAAUGAAAAUCCACCAACUGAAGCGUUUGAAGAAAUUACUACACCGGUCAUUCCAUAUCAACGAGAAAAUUCCGAUUUAAUGCCUGAUUUAUUCAAACAACAUCAUAAAGAAAUCACCAACAAACCAACGAUUGGCUACAAAAUGGGAAAUACAUUAUCAAAUAUUCGAAUUCAUGAAAUCGAACCAAUGAAUGGUGAAUAUCUUCGAUUAUUAAAUAUCUCAAAUUCGGAUGAUUAUGAUCUCGGUGGACAUUUUCUUCAACAAAAUCUCGCCUGUACACCGGUGUGUCGAUUCCGAUUUCCGUAUAAUACUGUUAUUCGAGCUGGACAAACUGUCACGAUUUGGUGUGGCGCACUGAGAGAAAUUGAACCACAACCUCCACAUCUAUUCGUAUGGAAAGAACAGAGACGAUGGGAAACCGGGCCAGAAUGUGUCACAAUUUUAGCGAAACCAAACGGACAAGCUGUUGCGUGGGCACGAAGUUCAUAUCGAGUAAACAGUGAUCAAUCAUCAAGUGAUAUUUUGUUCGUCCAAUCGAAGUCGAAUGGUGGCGUAUCAGAUGUCUCAAGUCUUUCAGGAAGUAGUUUUAAAAAUCGUUCGCGUCUUUCGGCAUUUAAUUUCAUUGGAAAAGACAAACCUCCAUUUGCACAUUCACCAAGUAGUCCUGUACAUCCCGAUUGUAGUGGUGUGAGUUCUAAUAUACCCAACGAUCUUCGUUCGAAUAUGCAUCAACAAGGAGGAAUAUCUCAAUUACUUGUUCGACCAAAAUCUUCUCCAUUUGCAAGUCAUACGGGUUGUAAACAGGAUUUAAUUAGCUUAAAUUUUCUACGAAAUCAACAAACACAGGAACAAAAGCAAACCAGUGUGAAAACAUAA